AGAUUUGAUUUUUCGUCAAUUGCAAAUGGCAGAAGUGUCAUGUUGUUCUGAGGUGUUACGUUAUUUAUUUAGUGAAAAUUAAUAUCAAUAAAUUAAUAGAACUUUGAAUAAUUAGAACAUUACAAAUUCGUUAAUAUGAAUAAUAAAGAAAAGUUGCCUAAACUGGUGGAUGUGUAUCGUCAAUCAAACCCUCUUGGUAGGAGGCAGUUGCCUCUUGUUGUUGAUGAAAAUUUAACGCUUGUUAUGGAUAUUAAAGGUUCAGGAAUAAUAUGUGAUAACCAGGUUUUGAGAGGAAAAGAAUUAGAAGAAUUUGCUUGCAAAUGGAGUGUUUUAUCAACUUGUGAAUUACAGAAUGCUCUUCAAAUCACCAAAACUGAAUUAAUGCAUGUGUUAAAUCAAAACGUACCGUGCGUUGGAUGCAGAAGAAGUGUAGAUAGACUGUAUUACCAGUUAUUUAAAUUUGGCCAUCCAACAUUGGACCCUCUAAUGGUAAAAUCAGAUGGAACUAUAACUAUCAGAGAAGAUAAACAAGCUUAUCCAAUUUUAGGUUCAAUUUUCCAUGAUCAUGCGAUCAGGUUGGCAAAAUUGAUUGAGAAUCAACCAAAAAGAAACAAAAAAAGUGUCAGAUGUUUGUUACAUUCUUUGGAUUCCCAAAGAAGUAGACCUUUGACUCCAGUGUGGAGAGAUGUUUGGGAAUGCAUGAAACCAGAAUGUAAAAAAGAUGUUUGUAUGAUUAGAGCAUCUAGUCUUCACAGUACAUUGGAAACAUAUUUGCGCAAACACAGGUUUUGUGGUGAAUGUAGAACUAAAGUUUUAAAAGCAUAUUCAUUAUUAGUUGAAGAACCUGAACCUUCAAAAGAAAAGGGUUAUGUUUCCUCUUUAUAUGCAGGUAUUAAGAGAUGCUUGCCUAACAAACAUAUUCAUCUACAAACCAAGACUGAUCUUAUUACUAAGCUAAUCAGCCGGGCUGAACCUGAACUUUUGGGAAGUCGUAGGGAAAGGCACGCGAAAACUUUAGAGAUUGCCCAAGAAGAAGUACUCACAUGCCUGGGAAUAUGUAUGUAUGAACGUUUACAUCGCAUAUAUAUGCGCAUGCGUGAGGAAGAAUGUACCUGUCAAGUGUUCGCCGCAGUAGCGGUUCAUACGUUAAGUCGAAGUUUCGAAACUGCCGUAGAACGCAUAAGGGGUAUCUCACAAUUGGAACUUCUCUACGCGGAAUUUGCGCGAGAAGAACAACAGAAACAAAUCAGAAGAGAACAGAAAAAAAUUAAACGCAAGCGCAAAAAGGGUGAGUGCUGUAAGGUCGUAGAUAAAGAAGGUAAAGAAAACUGCAAUGAUUGCGAACAAGAUGAAGACGAUAAAGAAGAUACUGACAAGGAGUGCUCAUGUACAAAUGAGAAAUCAUGCGAACAGGAAGAAGCACUGAGUUGUUAUAGUUGUGAACAAUUGCAACCAGGAGGAUGUGGCGAUGCCAAUUUACCUAGAAAUUUCGAAUAUGAAGAUUGUUUAAAACCAAAUAGUGGAGGUGGUGGUGGUGUGGGAUGUGGUGGAUUGAGUGGGAAAAAGGAAAAAUUGAGAUGUAGCAAUGAAUUAUGGAUAGAUGAUUGCAAAUGUGAAAACGAUGUUCAAGAAGUUAAAAAACCUACUUGUGGUGCCACUUGUAAAUGUGAUAACAGUUUGCUCAGACCUUUAACCUAUAUAGGAGAUUUUAACAGUAACACCAAAAAAGAAAGUGGUUCAAACAGCGAUCAUUCCCAUGACUGUGGUUAUUCAUCAGAAAAUAAUAACGGGUGCUGUGAAACAGGUUCCCUGAUUUCCAGUCUCUCCAGUUCGCCAGAAGGAUCAGAAUUAGCUUGCUCAGAUUCAUGUUGCCAACAUGAUAAUGAUUAUAUAACUCACUGUAGACUCUCAUAUGGUGGAAAUGGUCAUCAAUUGAGCUUACAGGAAAUGUUAGAGGUUCAUAGCGAAGAUGAUGACGAAUGCUUUAUAACCCCAGAAGAAGUUAGAGAAUUUAAAAGCAACAAUAGGCAAGUCUAUGAGAAGAGACAAGAAUUGCGGGAAACGCUCCAAAAAAGGUUUGCCCAAUUUUGCAUGGACGGACCUGUGCCACAUAUACUCUUGCAAUCCAAAUAUGCUUCGAAUUAAUUUAUAUUUUAAUAUUAAUCCGGUAGAUUUUUCCUGAUUUGAUAUUGUUCAGUUUUCAAAUUAUGCAUAAAUGGUUUUUUUAAAAUUUUUAUUUGGUUUUUGUUUAUUAUUUCAUUGCACAAAUAAAACGAAUAGUACGAAAUUCUAGUACCAAGAUGUUUUAUUUGCCGUACAAAGAUAAUUCAUAAAAUUUAGAAAUACACAUCAGAUAGUCCUAUUGCACACAUCUUAAUAAGUAUAAGUAGGUAGAAGACUUGAUUUCUAUUACAAUUGGCCUGCUUAAAUACAGGUUGCUUCAGAAAAAAGUGCUUACAUAUUUUUAAAGGUUUAGCCAAAACUACUGGCCACGCUGUAAUGAAAUUUUAUACAAAAUUUUUCGGAAUCUUAUACAUCACAUCAUUAUGUUUUUAUAUCUGACCUUCAUAUAGGGCGGUAGUUACAAGAUACGUUAUUUAAUUUACACCAAAAACUGAAAUAUUUGAAUUUGAAUAUUAUGAAGUAAUAAGCGAUGCUAGUAUUUUGUAAUGAUGUUAAAUUAAAAUAAACAAAAGAUCUCAAGAAGAAAAUUAAAAUAAAAACUGAGGAAAUAGAAUAAAAUUCAAUUAGAGUAAAGACUCAAAAUGUCAACUUUUUUCACGAGUCCAUUAGACUAUCCUUUUUUCUAAAGAAUCCAUCAAUUUAUUACCUAGAGCUGCUGCCCAAACAUUAACUUUCAAUGAGUGUUGGUAAUGAGAUACUGUUUUGACUUAUGGAUUCUCAUAACACCAGUAAUUUCAAUGGACAAAAAUCCACUUUUACUGGAUGGUAUAUCAUUUGACAACAGCUCUUGGAGCUGGAGUCUGUAAUAAUAAGGAUUUUCUAUUCUUUAAGUGUCCUCUAAAUACUUAAAAAAGAUGUAUUUGUCUGCCUUGCCAUAUUCCUUACGCUGUUCCACACACUGCUGGAUUUUGAGGAACUAAAUUUAAAAUAACAUUUUCUUCAUUAUUGGCUCUUGUUGCUCUUGGCCUAUCAGAAUUCAUUUUUUUGGGUCUACCAUUCCCAGUUUCACGACAAUGCUCAUUGGAAACAUGUAUCAUAAUCGAUACUUUAUACCAGCAACAGUUAUUACUUCAUAAUUAUCAAAUCAAACUGAAACUGAAUGAUGUCUAAGUUCACUUGAAAUUUUGAGUGAUAAACCUAAAGUUUAAAAAGUUGUUUUAUAUAUAUAUAUA
Molecule: messenger RNA, 3356 nt
Organism: Diorhabda sublineata
Lineage: Eukaryota; Metazoa; Arthropoda; Insecta; Coleoptera; Chrysomelidae
Product: gametogenetin-binding protein 2-like
Exons: 10
Coding region: 136-2145 (669 amino acids)
Cellular component (GO): nucleus; cytoplasm
Source: RefSeq, a predicted model, not a curated record